GUUAGUUAAGGUUGCAGAAGUGAGCGGUCCCAUCGUUGGACAGCUUGGAGAAUCCGUCUAUAGACUGCAUUUAGAACAUUUUCAAUUCAUUCUUAAGGUCAUUGAAGAAUAUGACAAGUUAUACAUGUGCUCAUAGUUACACUUAUCAGUGUUAAGCAGGCGGAUUCUUCAGUGAAAAUGAGAAGAAGCUUUAAGAAUCUCCAAAUCCUCGCUGUAGGUCUGCUGUUCAUUUGCUUGUGGGUUCAGGAAUCAGAAUCAGCGGCUUGCCAUGGCUGCACUGGGUCAAAGUGUGACUGUAGUAACGUGAAAGGAGACAAGGGUGACAGGGGACUUCCUGGACUACAGGGCCAGCCAGGCGUACCUGGAUUUCCAGGACCAGAGGGUCCAAUUGGACCACGUGGAGAGAAGGGCGAUGACGGACCUACAGGACCCAGUGGCCCCAAAGGAAUAAGAGGCCCUCCCGGAUUACCAGGUUUCCCUGGGACACCAGGAAUUCCUGGUCUGCCAGGACAGGAUGGCCCCCCUGGACCCAGGGGAACUGCAGGCUGUAACGGAACAAAGGGUGAGAGAGGAUUCUCCGGGACUCCAGGGCUCCCAGGAAUAGAGGGACCACCAGGUCCUCCAGGAUUCCCUGGCCAAAAGGGAGAACCCGGUGAAGUAAUUGCAAUUGACCGCUACGGACAAAAAGGCGAAUUUGGACCAUCUGGUCUCCCAGGCCCUCGAGGGAUUCCUGGACCUUCUGGACUUCCAGGGCCAGUUGGUCCCCCUGGGCCUAGAGGUUAUGAGGGUCGUGCUGGGCCUCCAGGUCUGCCUGGACCAAAGGGCAACAUGGGACUGAACUUCCAGGGGCCGAAGGGAGAAAAGGGUCAGCAGGGGCCCAUAGGGCCACCAGGACCUCCUGGACAAGUCGGAGAGCAGCAGAGCCAAGGACAUACAACAUUCCAGCAAGGAGAGAAGGGUGACCGCGGCCCAAAUGGCCCUCCUGGAAAUCCUGGGCAGCCUGGACCACCUGGUAUCUCGGGAGGAUCUAAAGGAGACAAAGGAGAACCUGGCGAGUCUGGUAAAAGGGGGAAACCUGGAAAAGAUGGUGACCCAGGGCCAGCUGGAUAUCCUGGUUCAAAAGGAGACCCUGGUGCCCCAGGAUUACCUGGUCGUGAUGGCGAAAGAGGUGACAAAGGAGACCGUGGUUACCCUGGGCCUCCAGGGCAGGUGGUGACAGGACCCACGUCAACUGCAACAGGCCAGAAAGGAGACCGUGGAUUCCCUGGAAGCCCUGGAAGAAAAGGAGACAGAGGACCACCAGGUUUAACUGGACCUCCAGGCCAGCCAGGAGCGCCAGGUAUUGGAGAGCCAGGUCCUGCUGGUAGACCAGGCUUCCCUGGUGAGAGAGGCCAGAAAGGUGAAGAGGGACAACCAGGAAUUUCUUUGCCGGGGCCACCUGGGAGAAGUGGACAAUCAGGAUUACCGGGUCCUCCUGGACCACCAGGUCCCCCAGGAAGCUCCACUACUGUUGAGAACUGUCCUCUUGGUGCUCCUGGUCUACCUGGCUUACAGGGAGAUCCUGGAUAUCCAGGGGAGACUGGGCAGAAAGGUGAAAAAGGUGACACAUGUGUCAACUGUUUCUCCAGUGGAAAUCCUGUCCCUGGACCUGCAGGUCCACCUGGCGCACCUGGACUUCCAGGCUCUCCUGGAUUUCCAGGACCUAAAGGUGAAAGAGGCUACCCUGGAGGACCAGGAUCUCCAGGAUCUAGCGGUGCACCUGGGCUCCAGGGGCCGCCUGGAUUUCCCGGUGAAAAGGGUGAUCCUGGAGACGCCAUAUCUGUUUCUGGUGUAAAGGGUGAGAAGGGAGACUCAGGUUUCCCUGGACCUGCUGGCUUACCUGGCCUGGAUGGCAGACCUGGACGUGAUGGAGGCCCUGGUGCACCUGGCCCCAAAGGAGCUCCUGGCUCUCUACAGGUGAAGGGACAACCUGGUCCCUCUGGAGAACCUGGCACCCCAGGCCCUCCAGGUGACAGGGGUGCACCUGGAAGCCCAGGAUUUGGUCCACAAGGUCCUGCAGGAGAGAAGGGUAUCCAGGGAGUGUCAGGAAGACCCGGAUCCUCUGGCGCACCAGGGCCAAAGGGAGAACCUGGCAUAACCAUCCCAGAGAAAGGUGCCCCAGGGCAGGCAGGCAGAGAUGGAGAACCUGGUUUACCAGGAAGCCCAGGCACACCAGGUGGACCAGGGCAACCAGGUUUCCCAGGGUUACCUGGAGGAAAAGGAGACCCAGGUCUUCCUGGUAUUGGCUUACCUGGACCUCCUGGACCUAAAGGAUUCCCUGGCACUCCUGGAACACCAGGUUCACCUGGCUCUUCAGGGCGACCAGGUUUGGAUGGACUUCCCGGUGCCCCAGGAACACCUGGAUCAAAGGGAGAGCCGGGUUAUGGUUUGCCAGGCCCACAGGGGCCUCCUGGUUUUCCAGGUGGAAAAGGAUUUUCUGGACCUAAGGGAGACCCUGGUUUUCCAGGAAAUCCAGGUGGUCCUGGGCGCCCAGGGUUAAAUGGAGGCCCUGGCGCUAAAGGUGACAGUGGUGUUCCUGGUUUACCUGGAUCCCGUGGCCCUCCAGGUAGCCCUGCUUUCGGUGGUCCAGGAAUACCAGGUCCAGCUGGACCCCCUGGACCUAUGGGUGCCCCAGGAUAUCCCGGUGCAAAAGGAGAAUCUGGUAUACCUGGCACCCCAGGGCGGGAUAUCCAAGGGCUGCCAGGAGACAGAGGUAAUCCUGGUCUCCCUGGAUCUCCUGGAUCUGUUGGUCCAACAGGCCCACCUGGCGGAUCUGGCAGAGAUGGACUUCCUGGACUGCCUGGUCAGAAAGGAGACAUGGGUAUAAUGGGUCCUCCAGGACCUUCUGGUGGCCCCGGUGGACCAGGUGGGCCAGGAUUCCCGGGUCAAAAAGGUGAAAACGGCUAUAAUGGGAGACCAGGCAAUCCAGGUACACCUGGAGCCAAAGGAGAAAGGGGAGAUCAAGGUAUUCCUGGUGCUCCUGGUCCUGUGGCUAAUGAUCAAUUUUAUAAAGGAGCUAAAGGAGAGCCAGGCUCCCCAGGUGCGGGAGGUAUCCCAGGUCAGAAGGGUAUUGGUGGUCUUCCAGGAGAUCCUGGAAUUCCAGGUCAAGAUGGACGACCAGGAGCACCUGGACCUUCAGGUCUCAAAGGAGAUCCCGGUUUUCCUGGAAGCCCUGGUGGCCCUGGCGCUCCAGGUGCUAAGGGAGCCAUGGGUGAAAUGGGAUUCCCAGGACCCUCUGGAAUUAAGGGACUUCCCGGUACGCCAGGAUCCCCAGGAAGACCUGGCUCACCUGGAUCUCCAGGAUUUCCAGGAUCUAAGGGGGAUUCCGGUCCUCCAGGAUUUGGGGCACCAGGAAACCCAGGACCCAAGGGUGAACCUGGAACACCCGGCUAUCCAGGAAGCCCAGGACCCAAAGGACAGGCAGGUAGUCCAGGCUCACCAGGGUUCAAUGGUGGCCCAGGAGCCAAGGGUGACCCAGGGCUACCAGGAUUUCAAGGACCACCUGGUAUUCCUGGUCCAAAGGGUCUAGAUGGAACCCCUGGUCCCCCAGGUAUCAAUGGACCCCCGGGUAGGCCUGGCGAACCAGGCCGUCCUGGAUCAUCUGGUUACCCAGGAGAAAAAGGUCAAGCUGGUCGUGAUGGAAUCCCUGGACCAGAUGGAUUGAAAGGAGAUCCAGGUCCUCCCGGCUUUGGAACCCCCGGUUCCCCUGGUCUACCAGGAUUCCCAGGUCCGAAAGGAGAUAUCGGUCUUCCUGGUUCUCCUGGAAGUCCUGGUUACCCUGGAACAAAGGGCGAUGCAGGAUUUCCAGGGUCGCCUGGAGGUCCUGGAAAUGUUGGGCCACCUGGCCCUCCAGGUGUCACUGUGCAGGGACCUAAAGGUAACCAGGGUCCUCCCGGUGCUCCCGGAAGACUUGGUCCUGAAGGUCCACCAGGUCCCCCAGGUCCUGAAGGCCCGCGUGGUCUCCCAGGCAGCGGAGGUGUUAAGGGAGACAAGGGCUUCCCUGGAACCCCUGGUAACCCAGGAUUUCCUGGACCGAAGGGUGAAUAUGGUCCUACUGGAUUGCCGGGGACUCCAGGUAGCCCAGGAUUCCCUGGAUCGAAAGGAGAUAACGGAUCUCCUGGUGUUCCAGGAUUCCCAGGACCUAAAGGCCUGCCAGGUCCUGGUGGUCUCCGUGGUCCUCCUGGUGACCCUGGUAGCUUAGGUCUCACAGGUCCCCCAGGUGAACCAGCUGUGCCUCCAGCUCCUAUUGUAGUGAAGGGAGCUCCUGGUCCCCCAGGCAACCCUGGUCUGCCUGGCAACAGAGGGCCUCCUGGUGCCCCUGGAUUGGAAGGCUUGUCCGGCCCACCCGGAGAACCUGGAAAUCCUGGUCCCGAAGGCCCUCCAGGAUUCAGCGGACCUCCUGGAAGGAAAGGAGACAUCGGACCAGCAGGACAGCCAGGUCAGCGUGGGUACCCUGGUCCUCCAGGCUCCGAUGGUUUACAAGGUCAACCUGGUCUCCCUGGACCGGGGUCAGUGGCCCACGGCUUCCUGAUCACACGCCACAGCCAGUCUACGGACGUCCCCACAUGCCCUCAAGGCACCAGUGCCAUCUAUGAUGGCUACUCACUACUGUACGUGCAGGGUAAUGAGCGCGCUCACGGACAAGAUCUCGGUACGGCAGGCAGCUGUCUGAAGCGCUUCAGCACCAUGCCCUUCAUGUUCUGCAACAUCAACAACGUGUGCAACUUUGCGUCGCGUAACGACUACUCAUACUGGCUGUCCACUCCUGAGCCCAUGCCCAUGAGCAUGUCCCCCAUCACCGGGGGCAACAUCAGGCCUUUCAUCAGCAGGUGUUCUGUUUGUGAAGCUCCGGCUAUGGUGAUUGCCGUGCACAGCCAGACCAUCCAGAUUCCCUCGUGCCCACAGACGUGGGAGCCCUUGUGGAUUGGCUACUCCUUCAUGAUGCACACCAGCGCAGGGGCAGAGGGUUCAGGUCAGGCCCUGGCCUCUCCUGGGUCUUGUCUGGAGGAGUUCCGGUCCUCACCCUUCAUCGAGUGCCACGGGCGAGGCACCUGCAAUUACUACGGCAAUUCUUACAGCUUCUGGUUGGCAACUGUGGAUGCAAACGACAUGUUCAGGAAGCCACAGUCAGAGACACUGAAAGCAGGAAACCUGUCGUCGCGUGUGAGUCGUUGUGUGGUCUGUAUGAAGAGGACGUAACACAGCGUGUUAGCGUCAAGGGCCGAUAGCUGUAGUGACAACGUCAGCAGCAGAUGGAUGGUGCAUUGUCUUUAAGUCAAACUCUAUGGUGCUACUGUGCAACACAGCAACAAAAAAAACUGUUAUAAAAUGAAUUUAUUAUACUUUUUUUGAAAGAAGUACCUCAUUAAGAAAAUGCAAACAAUCCCAGAAUUGUGCCAAGGUGGCAAAAGUGCAUUUAGUUUUUCUUUUUCUGUCCCGGAGAGAUUUUUUUCCUUCACAUGAAAGUCAUUUUCUUAAAAUAUUUUUGAUGUUGGUACAGAGAUGGUACGUUUUUUGAGACAGAAAUGCUCCUUUUUCUUUUUUUUCUUUUCUAUAAUGGAGUGGAAUUGUCUCGAUUUUACCAAAUCGGCACUUUUGAUCAUCAAAGAGAACAAAUGCACUGAAGAGCUACAUUAGUGAGACUGCGUUUUUUUUUAUGCUUCAAAACAUUUCUCUCUUCUCUCCAUCACUUGUUGCUUUCCCUUUGUUGGUGGUAACUUUACUAAUUCUGCUGUGUCCACAACUGGUUAACUCCCUAUAGACAUUUUUCCUCCUAUUGUAAGUAAUGAAAUGUGUAUAUUGUGUAAAACACCUUUUUAGUGUUAGGCAUAAAAAUGGUAGGCACUGUCAUGAAUUCCUGGGUGUUUUCACUCAGUCAUUCACACUCACUAAUUCAUUCAUGUGCUCACUCACAUACUUACACGUUCACUUACACAAGCAUUGUAAAAAUUGUGUGUGUUAUAAAUGAAACAGUAUUUUUAUAUAUAUAAAUAUAUAUAUAUAAGAAAAAAAUACAGACUAUAUAUAUACAAGCCUUUCAGCUAAACAACACUGGGAAGUUCUUUAAUACGGUAAAUAUUUCCUUACAUUAAAUAAGAUUUCACAUACUACAGAUAUUUGAGUGGCUGUCUCCCAGAAAGCUUUCCCUGUCAAAGGUCCAAGAAUAUUUACAAAACAAUUAUGCUGUAUGUUCAAGAUUUUUUUAUGCUACUUUAACAAAAUAUUUUCUGGGAGGAUAUAGAUCUUCCUGCAAUUGAUCUUAAUCUCUUGAAUACAAUAAAAUAUUAGAGAUAUGGAUAUUUUCUUUCGCUGGUCUUAGUUGUGUUUCAGUGUGUUAUUGUACAUAUGUGGGAAGAUACAAACGGAACGAGGGCCAAUAAUUCCUAUGACUAUUUUCUCUUGGAUUUUAGUCACUUUGGGGUGCAAGAAUAUGUAUUAAUUUCAAGAACUGUUUUAUUCAUGUUUAUUAUCCAGAAGUUGUUAUACAAUUUUAAGACUGAAAUAAAGAAAUACAAAACUCUA
Messenger RNA from Alosa sapidissima (American shad), 6561 nucleotides. RefSeq names its product collagen, type IV, alpha 5 (Alport syndrome) (gene col4a5). Gene Ontology annotation, cellular component: basement membrane; collagen trimer. Bases 178 to 5238 code for a protein of 1686 amino acids. Gene Ontology annotation, molecular function: extracellular matrix structural constituent. The record is from RefSeq and is a predicted model, not a curated record. The transcript has 52 exons. NCBI's taxonomy places the organism in Eukaryota, Metazoa, Chordata, Actinopteri, Clupeiformes, Clupeidae.